Molecule: messenger RNA, 2709 nt
Organism: Asparagus officinalis (garden asparagus)
Lineage: Eukaryota; Viridiplantae; Streptophyta; Magnoliopsida; Asparagales; Asparagaceae
Product: probable glycosyltransferase At3g07620
Exons: 8
Coding region: 568-2322 (584 amino acids)
Molecular function (GO): glycosyltransferase activity
Source: RefSeq, a predicted model, not a curated record
CCGACACUAGCCGACACUAGCCGUCCACACUGUGGCGAACCACUUCAAAAUGGUCGGCAACUUCGUCCUUCAUGGUCGAAUAUGUUGAUUCCUUGUAUGAAAUUGGGUUUUGGGCCAUUUUCCACCAAAGAAGCCCUAACCUUAGGUGGGAUUUUGAGAGGGAAAAAGAAAGGGGUUUUGGGUUUCUUCGCUGGGUUCCUGCUAAGAAUAGAAGAGAGCGUGAGAGGUUAAUUCAUUUCGAGCUAUGGGGGCGCGGUUACCGAUUUUCGGGAGUUCAAGAACGUGUAAAGUAGAGAUAGUUUGGGGAUUAAGAGAGAAUUUUAUUUUAUUUUCUCUUCUCUCGCUGGCAGUGUAAUUCGACCUUAAACACCAAUAUGCAUUUAUGACCGAAAGGCAUGGCCCAAAAUGCAAAGGGUAAGAUGAGCUCGAUCAGAGAAGACUCUUCUUUCUUUUUUAGGGGUAAGAUGAGCUCAGAGUAAGCCACGUCCCAACUAUUCAGCGUUCGCAGGGGGUGAAGCUGUGAUCACUGUGAAGGAGAGAGGGUGGAACACCGUUUUCCGACUAGCAAUGUUUCAUCUAACUAAUCGAAGGAGGCUCAUUUCGGUGGGGGGAAUUGUAAUUACUCUCACUAUAGCAUUUCAAGCCUUCAUUAUGCCCUCUAGAAUUGCUAUGUCACCUUUCCUUGUUCCUAAAACCCUUGAACUCGAUGAAGAGAUCAUAUCCCAUAAAGUUACUUACCCACCACCCAUAAUGAUCGGAAAACUAUCCCUUUUGAACAACUCACUGAACGCUAGGGACUCAUCAGUAGACUUCGAUGAAGCUAAUGCAUCUGAAAUUUCCAAUAACGACAAAGAUUUUAACCCUCAUUCUAAAACUGAAGACCACACUCAAGAUUUGGAGCAAGAUGACGUCUUAUAUGAUGACAUUAAUGUAAGAGAUGAUGAAGAUGUGGAUACUGAAUUCUCAACUGACAUCGAGAAUGGUAUUAGGAAGAAGGUUGAGGAGGUCAUUGGGGGUUCUACAAAAUUAUCCAAUUCUUUGAUAUCAGAUGGUUUCAGCAAAUCCAAGCUAAAUGUUAAACUAUCAAAAAAUAAGAAAAGGGUGAUUCCUGCAGUGUCCAUAUCAGAAAUGAACCAAAUUUUGCUCCGAAACCAUGCUUCUCCUUGUUCAAUGAAACCUCAGUGGUUGUCAGCACGUGACAAAGAGCUAUUAACAGCAAAGGGAAAGAUGGAAAAUGUUCCCUCUGUAAGGAGCGAUCAGCAACUUUAUGCCCCAGCUUUCCGAAAUAUUUCCAAGUUUGUAAGGAGCUAUGAGUUGAUGGAGAAAAUAUUGAAAGUCUAUGUGUACAAGGAAGGACAUCGGCCCAUUUUCCAUCAGCCACUUCUCAAGGGGAUUUAUGCCUCCGAAGGAUGGUUCAUGAAGCUCAUGGAGACAAACAGGCAAUACAUUGUGAAGGACCCAAUAAAAGCUCAUCUCUUCUAUAUGCCCUUUAGCACUCGUCUUUUACAGCUCGAGUUGUAUGUACGCAAUUCUCACAAUCGAAGAAAUUUAGAACAAUACUUGAUUGACUAUGUCAAUAAAAUUGCUUCUAAAUACCCCUUCUGGAAUAGGACAGGUGGAUCAGACCAUUUUCUUGCUGCUUGCCAUGACUGGGCACCAUAUGAAACAAGGCACGCCAUGGAACAUUCGAUCCGAGCUCUUUGUGUAUCCAACCUCCAUCAAAGCUUUCAAUUGGGAAAAGACGUUUCUCUUCCAACAACUUAUGUUCGAUCUGCCAAGAAUCCCCUCAGGGAUCUCGGUGGAAUGCCUGCAACAAAUCGCUCUAUUCUCGCCUUCUAUGCCGGUAACCUUCAUGGUGAGCUUCGCUCGAUCCUAUUGCAGCAUUGGGAGAACAAAUACCCUGAUAUGAAAAUCUACAGCCCUUUGCCUCGAGGACUCAAAAGAAAGAUGAUAUAUAUUCAACACAUGAAGAGCAGCAAGUACUGCAUUUGCCCGAGAGGUUAUGAAGUUAAUAGCCCACGAGUCGUUGAGUCCAUUUUCUAUGAAUGUGUCCCAGUGAUUAUUUCGGACAAUUAUGUUCCUCCCAUCUUUGAGGUGUUAAAUUGGGAGGCAUUUUCUGUUAUAAUUCCAGAGAAAGAUGUGGCCCGAUUGAGAGAGAUACUUGCAUCGAUCCCUGAGGAGAAGUAUCUUUCUUUGCAGGAGGGAGUGACGAUGGUGCAGAAGCACUUCCUAUGGCAUAGUAAGCCAGUCAAGUAUGACUUAUUUCAUAUGACCCUGCACUCAAUCUGGUACAAUAGAGUAUAUAACGUAAGGACUGGGUGAAGGUAUGGAUUAAUGAAAAAUUCAGCCUGGCUUCCUUUGGAUGCUUUGUAUUCUGCACUGCUUCGAAUACAAGUGAAAGGUGUAUCUUCAAUCGACUGAGACUGUAAUCUGCUUAAUUUCGAUGGAAGCCUGCAGUUUUAGAAUGCGACGGAAUGCCAACAAUGAAGGAACGUGCACAAAGUAAUUCUGUAUUAUUGUUGUAUCCAGAAUUUAAAUUCUAUGCAUGCUAGGCACGCUUAACUAUCAGAUGGUUUCUAUUGUACAUUGUCAUCCUGGAAGUUUCAUAGUUGGAGACCCUUGUACAUUUAUUGUUUAAUAAAGUGAAAGGUGAGCUAAGAUGUGUACAUGAAUUGUGACAUAAAUAACAUCAAUUUGUCCCUUCAACAA